Anopheles coustani is the source of this 435-nucleotide messenger RNA. RefSeq names its product general odorant-binding protein 83a-like. The transcript has 3 exons. Gene Ontology annotation, molecular function: odorant binding. NCBI's taxonomy places the organism in Eukaryota, Metazoa, Arthropoda, Insecta, Diptera, Culicidae. The coding region runs from base 1 to 435 and encodes 144 amino acids. The record is from RefSeq and is a predicted model, not a curated record. Gene Ontology annotation, biological process: sensory perception of smell.
AUGUUUUCGGUAGGGUUUGUUUGUGCAGCCAUCGGGUGUUUGUGUUUGGUAAUCGCCGACACGACGCCACGCCGUGAUGCACAAUACCCUCCGCCCGAGCUGCUCGAAGCCAUGAAGCCGAUUCACGACACUUGCGUGGCCAAGACGGGAGUAACGGAAGAGGCGAUCAAAAAGUUCAGCGACGAAGAGAUUCACGAAGAUGAAAAGCUCAAGUGCUACAUGAACUGCCUGUUCCACGAGGCCCAGGUGGUCGACGACAACGGCGACGUGCACCUGGAAAAGCUGCACGACAUGCUGCCGAACUCGAUGCACGACAUCGCGAUGCAUAUGGGAAAGCGGUGCCUCUAUCCGGAGGGUGAGACCCUCUGCGACAAGGCGUUCUGGCUGCACAAGUGCUGGAAGCAGUCCGACCCGAAGCAUUAUUUCCUAGUGUAA